Messenger RNA from Hippocampus comes (tiger tail seahorse), 2959 nucleotides. RefSeq names its product sideroflexin 3 (gene sfxn3). Gene Ontology annotation, biological process: serine import into mitochondrion; monoatomic ion transport. The record is from RefSeq and is a predicted model, not a curated record. Gene Ontology annotation, cellular component: mitochondrial inner membrane. Gene Ontology annotation, molecular function: monoatomic ion transmembrane transporter activity. NCBI's taxonomy places the organism in Eukaryota, Metazoa, Chordata, Actinopteri, Syngnathiformes, Syngnathidae. The transcript has 11 exons. The coding region runs from base 241 to 1368 and encodes 375 amino acids.
AUCCAAACUUUACAUAAUCUGCUCCUCCAAUGGUUAAAUUCGCAAUUCGAGAAUUUAGGGCUGGGUUUAUUUUAAGCGUAUAACUAAUUUUCUUCUGCCGCUGCUCUAUUUUUGUCCGUAUUUCACGGUUGAUGAAACGUCAACUUGGAGUAUAAGCCAAAUUCCCUACACUACUAAGGUCACUCGAACUUCACACAUCUCUUCCAACCGGGCGCGGUGAUACAGAGAGGGGAACGCAAGAUGUCUGGAGAUCUGCCUCUCAACAUCAAUAUUAAAGAGCCCCGAUGGGACCAAGGGACGUUCAUGGGGCGCGCCAAGCACUUCUUUAUGAUCACAGACCCCAGGAAUGUCUUGCUGUCCUCCAGGACGUUGGAGGAGGCUCGGGUUAUUGUGGAGAACUACAGAGCCGGGGUGGUGGCGCCCGGCCUGACGGAGGACCAACUGUGGCGGCCCAAGUACGUGUACGACUCGGCCUUCCACCCCGACACGGGCGAGAAGAUGUUCGUGAUCGGCCGCAUGUCCGCUCAGGUGCCCAUGAACAUGUCCAUCACUGGCUGCAUGCUCACCUUCUACAGGACCACACCAGCGGUGGUUUUCUGGCAGUGGGUUAACCAGUCUUUCAACGCAGUGGUCAACUACACCAACCGCAGUGGAGACGCUCCCAUCACUGUCAACCAACUCGGUGCGGCCUACGUGAGUGCCACGACCGGUGCAGUUGUCACCGCCCUGGGCCUCAAGUCACUGGCCACGCGUCUCCCGCCCAUCGUCAGCCGCUUCGUGCCCUUUGCCGCCGUCGCCGCUGCGAACUGCAUCAACAUUCCCUUCAUGAGACAGAGGGAGUUGAAGUACGGCAUUCCCGUGACCGACGAGAACGGCAACAGGUUAGGAGAGUCUGUCAACGCGGCCCAGCAGGCCAUCAUGCAGGUGGUGGUGUCCAGGAUCGGCAUGGCGGUGCCAGCUAUGGGUAUUCCUCCCAUCAUCAUGAACGCACUGGAGAAGCGAGCCUUCAUGAAGCGUUUUCCCAUUCUCAACGCUCCAAUGCAAGUGGGACUGGUGGGCUUGUGCCUGGUGUUUGCCACCCCUCUUUGCUGUGCCCUGUUCCCACAAAAAAAGUUCGAUGAAAGUGAGCGGGCUGGAGGCGGAGCUUCAGGACAAAAUACGACAAAGCAACCCGGCCACCACUGUGGUCUACUUCAACAAGGGUCUGUAGGCGCUUCAUGUGCACGCCACGUACGUACACACACACACACGCAAUUUAUUUAUGCUUUUUUUUUUUUCCUGGUGUUUUUGAACUGCUCCCAAUUGAAGCACAAGGAGGAAAGAUUUUUGCAUGUGUACAACAAACUUGUUACUGAAGUGUGUAUUUAGCCAUGAACUUGAAUGUAACCUCACUGUCCUCUUGUACUACUCCACUUGUACUAUUAUUGAUUUUUCUCGACCCCGGGUUGUUUUUGUUGUCUGCCUCGCUGUUCAAGUGGUGCACCUUUCCGUUAAGUUAGGGGUAGGCAACCCAACACGGCCUGAAGAGAGAGCACUUAAUCCGGCGGCCAUGCAAUUAUAAAACCAGAAAUGCUCACAAUAAAUCAAUACAGUGGAACACUUAAUUCCGGUCGUAUGAUUGAAAGAGUGAAAUUCAUUUCGAUCUCAUUCUGAGUGAAAUGAUUCCAGAUUUUAAUCAUGAUGGGGGGGGAGCAAUAAUGAACCAUGGAUAAAUUUUAUUUUGCAGGACGAUAAAUUUUAUUUUGCAGGACGAUAUUUCCUCUUUUAUUUUAAAGUUGUAAACGUACUUGAAGGGGGAACACGUAUUUUUUUUGUGUGUGUGUGUCUGUUGGACGGGUGUGGAACAUGUUAAUCUAAUUAUAAAACAGACUAUUCUAUAUUAUUGUAAACGUUAAAAUGGAAGUAUAGUUGAGAUUAGUACCGGCCCGUGUACACCAGUCAUGACUAGGGGGGAGGGGGGGGGGAUAUUGUUUUUUUGUGUUUGUGGUGUUUUUGCUGUGUUGGCUUUAACAGGGUUUAUAUUCUACUGUUUAUAUAGUUAUACACGCUGUACUGUAUUUCCUCAAAUAAUGGCCGCAUGUCAAAGUCAAGUGAAAAUAGAAGAUGCGUCAAUUUUGCUCGUGAUGGGGGGGAAAAAAAAAUCAUGAAAGCUAUCAUUCGAGGGAACAUGAACUACUCCGUUGCUGACCAAAACAGCAGUCAAGAAACCUAACCAAAGCUUUCGACAAUCAAAACAAUUUGGUCACGUAAUAUUAAUGAUCUUAUGUAAAACACUAAUAUGUAAAACACGUCUUAUUGGUCCGAAACUCUCACGCCCAUUUGGCAGUUAUUAGAUGUUUGUGGAAAUACAGUUCUGUCAUUGUUGCUGGAUGGACUGGAAACAAUAUGUAUUAUAAUGGGUGUAUUUUUUUUUUGGUGUCUAAAAUGUGCCUGUGUCCCUAAACGCACGAGUUUACCAGCAUCUUUUGCGAACAAGCAACUCGUCUUGUUUCAGGAUUCAGGAGUCCUAUUUAUAGAGCAUCAAUCCAUUUGGUGCAUUCUUGUAUUUUACAGCGAUACAAAAAGUCCCAAUUUCCCACCGUGUGAUUAUUUCUACUGUUGUAUUCCUGAUUGGUUCCAUUCCAUAACUUUAAAUCUCAACAUUGUGAGCAUUUGUCGCUCCUGUCAAGACUGCGCGAAAGUCAAGGAAACGGGUUUAGAACGAGUCGAUAUGCUGCAAAGUAAAUUAGCGAAGAUUGUAUUUGCUUGCCAAGUGUCCUGUUAUGAACUUAACACCUGGCAGAUUUUAGUCAGCACAGAACUGAAACAUACCGUAUUGCUGUUACGAAUGUAUCCAAAGGUGAAAGGUUUUCCCGCGAGCUUUAUUUUAAAUGGUUUUUGCACCAUGUCACUAUGCAUAAGAAAAAAAAAAAGGAUGUCUAUUUUAAGGAGUUACAUGACAUUUCAUUGUGUGCGUUUU